AACCAGCUGAUAUUUAGAAACAAUAAACGUCAUUAUAAUAAAAAAAAAUUAUAUUUUUCAAUAUUUUUAUCAAAUAAUUUAGAAAUUUCACAAGAGAAAAUGGGUCGAAUUUUUUUGGAGCAUAUGGGUGGAUCACGUUUAUUUUCAUGUGCAAGUUGUGAUACAAAUUUAACAAAUCGUUCCGAAUUAAUUAGUACACGAUUUACUGGUGCAACAGGACGUGCAUUUUUAUUUAAUCGUGUCGUUAAUUUAACGUAUAGUGAAGUACAAGAUCGAGUUAUGUUAACUGGUCGACAUAUGGUACGUGAUGUUGCUUGCAAAUCCUGUGACACAAAAUUGGGUUGGAUGUAUGAAUUUGCUACCGAAGAGAAUCAACGAUAUAAAGAAGGUCGUGUCAUUUUAGAACGUGCCCUUGUCACUGAAAGUGGUGGAUUAGAAGAGCAUCUUAUUAAUCAUGUCCCUAAUUAAUCUCCAUCUCUAACACGUCUCAGAAUUAUAAUUUAUUUAUUAUAUUUUAAGAAAUAUGUUCCCAAGUUUAUUAUUUUAUAUACAGAAGAAUCUCACUAAUCUGGCACUGUUCAAAAUUAGAGGGUUCCGAAUUAUUGGAAUGUUUCCGGAUUACCGGAUUUUAUAGAAAAAUUCAUAGUAAAUAAAGUAAAGCAUUUCAUUGCAGGAGCUGUCACAGUGGUAACGAGGAGGAGACAAUGUCUCAUCUUCUCUGUCACUGCCCAGUUCUUGUCAUG
Molecule: messenger RNA, 743 nt
Organism: Chrysoperla carnea
Lineage: Eukaryota; Metazoa; Arthropoda; Insecta; Neuroptera; Chrysopidae
Gene: Yippee
Product: protein yippee-like 5
Exons: 3
Coding region: 100-468 (122 amino acids)
Source: RefSeq, a predicted model, not a curated record